Mastomys coucha (southern multimammate mouse) is the source of this 5020-nucleotide messenger RNA. RefSeq names its product CREB regulated transcription coactivator 3 (gene Crtc3). Gene Ontology annotation, molecular function: cAMP response element binding protein binding. Gene Ontology annotation, biological process: protein homotetramerization; positive regulation of transcription by RNA polymerase II. The record is from RefSeq and is a predicted model, not a curated record. Bases 160 to 2019 code for a protein of 619 amino acids. The transcript is spliced from 15 exons. Gene Ontology annotation, cellular component: cytoplasm; nucleus. NCBI's taxonomy places the organism in Eukaryota, Metazoa, Chordata, Mammalia, Rodentia, Muridae.
CGCUCGCUGGCUCUGGGGCCGCGGCGGCUCCUCUGCCGGGUCGCGCCGGAGGACAGGCUUCGGGCGGCGGCUUGGGCGGCCUGCGGACCGACCGGGUGGGCCGAGCGGCGGAAUCCCGCGCCUGCCGCCUGCCUAGCCCGCUAGCGCGGGGCGCACGCCAUGGCCGCCUCGCCCGGCUCGGGCAGCGCCAACCCGCGGAAGUUCAGUGAGAAGAUCGCGCUGCACACACAGCGGCAGGCCGAGGAGACGCGGGCCUUCGAGCAGCUCAUGACCGACCUCACCCUGUCCCGGGUUCAGUUUCAGAAGCUUCAGCAACUGCGCCUUACACAGUACCACGGAGGAUCCUUACCUAACGUGAGCCAGCUGCGGAACAGUGCAGCAGAGUUUCAGCCGUCACUUCAUCAAGCUGAUAAUGUUCGUGGAACCCGCCACCAUGGGCUGGUGGAGAGGCCAGCUCGGAACCGCUUCCACCCUCUUCACCGAAGGUCUGGGGACAAGCCAGGGAGGCAGUUUGAUGGAAAUGCUUUUGCAGCCAGUUAUUCUUCGCAGGCCCUGGAUGAGAGCUGGCCACGGCAACAGCCUCCUUGGAAAGAAGACAAGCAUCCUGGAUUCAGGCUAGCAUCUGCACUUAACAGGACCAAUUCUGAUUCUGCUCUUCACACGAGUGCUCUGAGCACCAAACCCCAGGACCCCUAUGGAGGAGGAGGCCAGUCAGCCUGGCCUGCCCCAUACAUGGGUUUCUGUGAUGGUGAAAAUGAUGGCCAUGGGGAAGUAGCAGCCUUCCCGGGUCCGCUGAAAGAAGAGAAUCUGUUAAAUGUCCCGAAGCCACUGCCUAAACAACUGUGGGAGACCAAGGAGAUCCAGUCCCUGUCCGGACGCCCUCGAUCCUGUGAUGUUGGGGGUGGCAAUGCUUUCCCACAUAAUGGCCAAAGCACAGGCCUCUCACCGUUCCUGGGGACUCUGAACACUGGAGGGUCGUUACCAGAUCUCACCAACCUCCACUACUCAGCGCCCCUGCCAGCCUCCCUGGACACCAGCGACCACCUCUUCGGUAGCAUGAGUGUGGGGAACAGUGUGGGCAACCUUCCAGCUGCCAUGACUCACCUGGGGAUAAGAAACUCCUCUGGUCUCCAGAGUUCUCGAAGUAAUCCUUCCAUCCAAGCCACAUUCAGUAAGAUGGCGCUCUCCUCAUCCCUCAAAUGCCACCCACAGCCAUCUGUGGCCAACGCCUCUGCUCUCCACCCCUCCAUCCGGCUCUUCUCCCUUAGCAACCCAUCUCUUUCCACCACAAACCUGAGUGGCCCCUCUCGGCGCAGGCAGCCUCCAGUCAGCCCUCUCACGCUCUCUCCUGGCCCUGAAGCACAUCAAGGUUUCAACAGACAGCUGUCUGCCACCAGCCCACUGAACCCGUAUCCUGCCUCCCAGAUGGUCACCUCAGAGCAGAGCCCACUUUCCUUCCUUCCCGCAGAUGCUCAAGCCCAAGUAUCCCCACCACCCCCUUAUCCCACACCCCAGGAGCUGCCUCAGCCACUCCUACAGCAGCCCCAUGCCCAGGAGCCCCCAGCUCAGCAGCCCCAGACAGCCCCCUCCCUGCCACAGUCAGACUUCCAGCUCCUCACUGCCCAGGGCUCAACUCUGACCAGCUUCUUCCCAGAUGUGGGCUUUGACCAACAGCCCAUGAGGCCCAGCCCUGCCUUUCCUCAACAGGUGCCUUUAGUACAGCAGAGCCACCGAGAACCACAGGACUCAUUCCACUUGAGACCAAACCCAUAUUCCAGCUGUGGCAGCUUCCCAAGCACCAUCCUGACAGAAGAUACAAGCACCGGCCUGUUCAAAGGCCUUAGUGGGGGGCUGUCAGGCAUGCCCGAGGUCAGCCUGGACAUGGAUGCCCCGUUCCCACUGGAAGAGGAGCUGCAGAUCGAACCCUUGAGCCUGGAUGGACUCAACAUGCUGAGUGACUCCAGCAUGGGCCUGCUGGAGCCCUCUGUGGAGGAGACGUUUCGAGCUGACCGGCUAUGAGCAAAGUGCAGUGGGGCUGGGGAACUGAAAUGGCCAGAGUAAGCUAGAGUGGAGCCAGCAAACACCCCGACAGAAGUCACAGCAUAGAGGGAGCCGUGAUGCCCCAGCCUCUCCACUGAGGUCCCAGCUCAGCCGAGGCUUUUCUAGACACACUGCACUCUCCAGCCUUCGGCACCAGCUGUACUGCUGCAGGCCAGCUGCUUUGGAGCUUCUGGUGACCAGAAAGCUCACCAAGUCACCCUUAAUUCUUUUUAUUGGCCACCCAGUCAGUUAGUGUGUAAAAGUAGAAAAUGCUGUGUAACAUGUCAGUGCUCCAAACCUCCGAUCCCCAUCAGCACUGAAGACUGCAGUUGGGGGCCUCAGGCCCGUGGAGUUGGCUCAGUGUCACACAACGGUACCAGAGCACCAUGAUGCCUUUCUGUCUGACUGCUAAAACCAGGCACCCCUCUGGCUGGUGGGUAUCGUGGGCCUAGCCAUUGCUCUGUCAGAUGGCUUACUUAAAAUGAAGAAGCUUAACCACCUGUCCCAGGGCAGGCUUAAGUCAGGCAAACUGAGUGCAGUUUGCUUCCUCCCGGUUUGUGAUCUCGUUUCUGCUGCUUCCCUGUAUGCGCACCUUUUCCUCACAGACAAGAGGAGAGGGAGACUCACUGAAAAGGAAGUUUCCUUGGAAACAGGAUGAGCCUAAAGAGGACUGUGCUCCUCGGAGACUGGAGGAGAAAAGAGAGGCCAUGGGGUGUCGCCUGCACAAGAUGCCCUUCCUCUUAGGCCUGCCACCAUACAGCCCACUGGAAGGAGCUGCUGGGACUCCUGUUAGCGCAGGGCAGCUGAACUGCCCUUUUCCUCCGCAACUUUCCCUGCAGACCUCAAGUCUAAUGCAAUUCCCACCAGACUGUUAGCUCCCAGAGGGCAGGCACUGUGCCUUGUUCUGUAUUGACCCCUAGUGCCCACCAAGUGCCUGGUGGGAGUGCGUGGCGUCCAGGUAUGGAGGAGUGAAUGACUGUGCCUCGUGGUGGAGCAGUCUAACCUGUAGCUGUCUCCAUUCCCUGCCUUAGCUCAGAGCUUUAACCUUCUCAUACUGGUGCCUUGGAUUCAGACUCACUUGCGUAUGCCUUAACACUAGGUGACCAGACCUGCCUGCUGCUAGGCUCAGCACUCCUCCUCCUUGGGAGUAUGUCCCUCAGCAGCUAGGUGGGAAUCCUCCAGAAUGGCUGAUUACACCAAACCCCAUGAGUGUGGAGCACCUGGCAUCCAGAUUGGGCCCCCACAGCAAAUUCUCCCACUCAAACUCAUAUUUUCUUUUUCUAAAUUGCUUAAAAUAGAGAUGCAAACUUUGAGGUUAAGAAAUAUGACCUGAUUCAUGGGACUCUUAUUAUUCAUCAACACCUUAUCACAGUAAUUUGAGCAGAUUCUACGACCACCUGCUUCCUAGCCCCAAAUGGGGAAAGUGAUGUCCACCCAGCACAAGGGGAGAAGCCAGGGUGGGGAAGAGGAGGAGGACCCUGGAGGAGAAUCUUUGCUUGGACACCUGCUGUCCUUCCUGAGAUGUGAGGGUGUAGCUGAGGUUCAGUGGCUGUUCCCACCCAGGAGAGCAAGGAUGGAGUAAAAGGAAGCUGACUCAUCUGUGCCUAAGGCAAAGUAGCCUGCCGACUGGAAGCUGGUUCCUCCAGCUCCCUACACCGUGAUUCUUCUUAGGCUUUCCUUACGGUUCUUCAAACAGCCCAAUGGAGCCGUGCUUCGGCUUCCCUAAGGACCCAAGAAUCCUGUGCUCCCAUUUACCCCAAUCUCUGCUGUUUAAUUGGGAAACCAAAUUAGAAUCCUCUUCACCUGGUUCCACCCCUCACCAUGCCACGGGCCUCUGCUUGCAAGCCCUAUUCCCAAUGAAACUCAUAUGCUUGAUGCCUGCGAUCCCAGAGUGAGGUGAGUUUAGUCAAGCUUUUCACUCCUUGAGGUGCCCAGCACCCCAGCAUACCCACACAAGCCAGCUCUCGUGUCAGAGGCCCCUGAAAUUGGAUCUCCACCUUCAGGCAGAGAUCAAUGCUGAUGUAAAAGUUGAGAGAAAGGGUUCCAAGCACAAUCUGCUCUCUGCAUCAAGCCUUAUCCGUGGGAUCAUUGUGUUGGUGAUGCCCAUACAGCACACAGGAAGAGCCAGGUAUGAGGUGACAGGGUCAGGAGGAGGAGAACCCUGAAGGAGAAUCUCUGCUUGGACAUGUGCUGUCCUUCCAUGGGGGUGUAAUGGGAGAUCUCACCACCCUAUACCUUAAGUUGCCCAGUUCCUGAGGCAUUCUCCAGCCGAUGGGCAAGCACUGGCUAUGUGGGAAGUUGAAAAAAGAAAACCCAAAAAACAAAAAAGACAAUGUAGCACUGAAUUAAAUCUACCCGUAGGCCCAUCAGCCUGGUCUUUUCAUGUGAGUAGCUUUAAGCCACUGGAGAGCCCACCUGUCUAGAUGGUGUUAAGUACACCAGGAGAUAGUGUUGCCCUGCUGCAGCCGUGUAAGCCUGUACUCGAUGCUGCCUUUGUGACAAAUCUGUCUUAGGCGUCAACAUGGAAGUGGCUACCGGCUUCCCCAGACCUCUCUUCGGUGUCUUCUCUCUGUCCCACCAGCUGUCCUUCCCUAGCAGCGCAGCAGUUGUGGGUUUUAGGAUGUGAGUGUGAGGAGAGAUGUUCUGAUUGUGUCAGGAUCAGCUCUUCUUUGCCCUGCCCCCCCCAAGUCUACUGUAUAUUAUCUGGGCUGAGAGGUCGUGUAUUCAUGCUCGUGCACAUAUCUGAAGACAUUUCCUGUCAGGCUCUUCUGAUUUAUGCACAGAUGGUUCCCAGCUUUUCCACUGCUCCAGAAUGGGGCCAUCCCAGCAGCUAAUCAGACUUCCGGCCAGUGUCCUAACUCCCGGCCUUUUGUUAAGCAAUAUUGAAAGAUCGGACUUUGUAUAAAGUAGCUUCUAAGUUUUAUAAUGCAUCAUUUUACAUCUUUCAUAAUUAAAAGCAGCACAAUAUGGUUGUAUCUGC